AUGACUGCAUCCGCCGACCUUGAGAAUUUUGACGACGACCUUCUCGUUGUUGGUGAUGCUGAUGGCUUCGAACACCUCACUGUAUUUCCCGCGGCCGAGUUUCCGGACGAGCUGCUCGUGGGCGGGGCCCCGCGCGAGGCAGGGAGGCGGGGCCUGGAGAGUGAGCGAGCCCGCGGGCGUUUCCCUGCGCGAGACCGGGGGCGGGUGCUGCGUGAGCUCGUGGGCGUGUUCCUGCGCGUGACGGGGGCGGGGCCCGGCGCGAGCCCGUGGGCGUGGCCCUGCGCGAGACGGGGGGCGGGGCCUGCGCGAGCUCGUGGGCGUGUCCCUGCGCGACACGGGGGGCGGGGCCUGCGCGAGCUCGUGGGCGUGUCCCUGCGCGAGACGGGGGGCGGGGCCCUGCGCGAGGCGGGGGACGGGGCCUGGAGAGCGAGGGAGGUCGGGGGCGUGUCCCUGCGCGAGGCGGGGGGGCGGGGCCGGCGCGAGCUCGUGGGCGGGGCCCUGCGCAAGACGGGGGCGGGGCCCAGCGCCAGCCCGCGGGCGUGGCCCUGCGCGAGGCCGGGGGGCGGGGCCUGGGGAGCUGGUGGGCGUGCCCCUGCGCGAGACCGGGGGCUCGUGCGACGCGAGCUCGUGGGCGGGGCCCUGCGCGAGACGGGGAGCGGGGCCCAGCGCGAGCACGCGGGCGGGUCCCUGCUCGAGCGCGAGCCCGCGGGCGUGUCCCGGCGCGAGGCGGGGGGCGGGGCCUGGAGAGCCCGGCGCGAGCUCGUGGGCGGGGCCCUGCGCGAGACUGGGGGGCGGGGCCUGGAGAGCAAGCGAGACCGGCGGCGGGUGCGGCGCGAGCUCGUGGGCGGGGCCCUGCGCGAGGCGGGGGGCGGGGCCCGGAGAGCGAAAGAGGUCGGGGGCGUGGCCAGGCGCGAGCCGGGGGGCGGGGCCUGGAGAGCCCGGCGCGAGUCCGGGGGCGGGGCCCUGCGCGAGACUGGGCGGCGGGGCCUGGAGAGCAAGCGAGACCGGCGGCGGGUGCGGCGCGAGCUCGUGGGCGGGGCCCUGCGCGAGGCGGGGGGCGGGGCCUGGUAUGCGAGUGAAGUCGUGGGCGGGGCCAGGCGCGAGCCGGGGGGCGUGUCCCUGCGCGAGGCGGGGGGGCGGGGCUUGGAGAGCCCGGCGCGAGCUCGUGGGCGUUUCCCUGCGCAAGACAGGCGGGGGGGCGGGGCCUGGGGGGCGAGGGAGGUCAGGGGCGUGUCCCUGCGCGAGGCGGGGGGGCGGGGCCCGGAGAGCGAGCGAGGUCGGGGGCGUGUCCCUGCGCGAGACCGGCGGCGGGUGCGGCGCGAUCUCGUGGGCGUUUCCCUGCGCAAGACAGGUCGGGGGCGGGGCCUGCGCGAGCUCGGGGGCGGGGCCCUGCGCGAGUCCGGGGGCGGAGCCUGCGCGAGCUCGGGGGCGGGGCCCUGCGCGAGGCGGGGGGCGGGGCCCGGAGAGCGAGGGAGGUCAGGGGCGUGUCCCUGCGCGAGGCGGGGGGGCGGGGCCCGGAGAGCGAGCGAGGUCGGGGGCGUGUCCCUGCGCGAGACCGGCGGCGGGUGCGGCGCGAGCUCGUGGGCGGGGCCCUGCGCGAGGCGGGGGGCGGGGCCUGGAGAGCGAGCGGGGUCGGGGGAGGGGCCAGGCGCGAGCCCGCGGGCGGGUCCCUGCGCGAGGCGGGGGGGGCGGGGCGUGGAGAGCGAGCGAGGUCGGGGGCGGGUGCGGCGCGAGCCGGGGGGCGUGUCCCUGCGCGAGGCGGGGGGCGGGGCCUGUGCCCGGCACGAGUUCGUGGGCGUUUCCCUGCGCAAGACAGGUCGGGGGCGGGGCCUGCGCGAGCUCGUGGGCGUGUCCCUGCGCGAGACCGGCGGCGGGUGCGGCGCGAGCUCGGGGGCGGGGCCCUGCGCGUGGAGGGGGCGGGUCCCUGCGCGAGCCCGCGGGCGGGUCCCUGCGCGAGGCGGGGGGGCGGGGCCUGGAGAGCGAGGGAGGUCAGGGGCGUGUCCUUCCGCGAGCCGGGGGGCGGGGCUCCGGCGCCGCCUACGUCUGCGCGUGCGCGACAAUGGGGCGGCGCGCGGCCCGCGGCUCCCGCCGCCGCUGCCGGCUGAGGCGACAGGCCGCCGUCGUCCGCCCGCCGGUCCUCCGCCCGCCGUCCCUCCCGCCGCCCCGCCUCAGCGUAUGGCGUCCUCCGGCCCGGCCUCCCCGCCGGGGCUCGGCCUCCCCAGGCCCUGGCGGCGGCGGCGGCGGCGGCGGCGGCCGGGGGAGGAGGAGGAGGAAGAAGAGGACGACGACGACGACGCGGCGGCGGCGGCGGCGGCCGUUUACCUCAGCGACGAGGCCUACGAGCUGAGCUCGGCCGAGUCGGGCUCGUCCCUGCGCUUCUACAGCGACGCCGAGGGCGGGCCGGCCGGCAGCUCAUCGUCCCUCUUACUGCAGCCUCCUCCUCCUCCUCCUCCCCUUCCUCCUCCUCCUCCUCCUCCUCCGCCGCCGCCGGGACCGGAGAGGAAGCGGCCGUCGCGGUACGAGGUGGUGACGGAGCUGGGCCCGGAGGAGGUCCGCUGGUUCUUCAGGGAGGACAAGAAGACGUGGAAGCCCUUCAUCGGAUACGACUCCCUGAGGAUCGAGCUGGCCUUCAGGGCGCGCCCGGAGGCCCGCCCGGAGGAGGAGGCGGAGGAGGAAGAGGAGGGGGCGUCCCCCCCGCUCCCGGAGCCCGUGUGCGUCCGCGGGGGGCUGUACGAGGUGGACGUGGCCCACGGCCUGUGCAACCCCGUCUACUGGAACCAAACCGAUAAAAUACCAGUAAUGCGAGGGCAGUGGUUUAUUGACGGUACAUGGCAGCCUUUGGAAGAAGAAGAAAGCAACUUGAUUGAGCAAGAGCAUCUCAGCUGUUUCAAGGGUCAGCAAAUGCAAGAGAAUUUCGAUAUCGAAGUACCAAAACCCUUAGAUGGAAAGGACGGCAGUGGGAUCAACUACUCGGUUGUCUACCACCUCCCUCCCUUCUCCCUUCCUUCUCUGUUCAAAUGGAGAGGAUAUAAGGAGAGUGCAGAUGAUGCAUGUCUUAAAAGAAAGCGUUCCCAAGCUGUUCAUAGUUUUAAGCUGAGCCGCAACCACGUAGAUUGGCACAGUAUGGAUGAAGUUUAUCUGUACAGCGAUGCAACGACAUCAAAAAUUGCAAGAACCGUUACACAAAAGUUGGGUUUCUCAAAAGCUUCAAGUAGCGGAACCAGACUUCACCGAGGCUACGUAGAAGAAGCCACAUUAGAAGACAAGCCCUCGCAGACCACUCACAUUGUGUUUGUCGUGCACGGCAUCGGGCAGAAAAUGGACCAAGGACGAAUAAUCAAAAACACAGCCAUGAUGAGAGAUGCUGCAAGAAAAAUAGAAGAAAAGCACUUUUCCAAUCAUGCAACGCAUGUGGAGUUCCUGCCGGUGGAAUGGCGGUCCAAACUUGCACUUGAUGGAGACACCGUUGAUUCCAUUACUCCCGACAAAGUGCGAGGUUUAAGGGACAUGUUGAACAGCAGCGCGAUGGACAUAAUGUAUUAUACCAGUCCACUUUAUCGAGAUGAACUCGUGAAAGGCCUUCAGCAAGAGCUGAAUCGGUUGUACUCGCUCUUCUGCUCCCGGAACCCGGACUUCGAGGCCAAGGGGGGCAAAGUGUCCAUCGUGUCGCACUCGUUGGGGUGCGUCAUCACCUACGACAUAAUGACCGGGUGGAACCCGGUGCGGCUCUACGAGCAGCUGCUGCGGAAAGAGAGGGAGGAUCCCGCGGGUCGGUGGCUGAGCUUUGAGGAGCGCCAUCUCCUCGACGAGCUGUACAUAACCCAACGGCGGAUGAGAGAAAUAGAAGAGAGGCUGCAGGGGCUGAAGCCUGUAGACACGACCAAAACACCUGCCUUAAAAUUUAAGGUGGAAAACUUUUUCUGCAUGGGGUCCCCCCUGGCCGUCUUCUUGGCCCUGCGGGGCAUCCGACCGGGCACCAGUGGCAGCCAAGACCACAUCCUCCCCCGGGUCAUCUGCAACCGGCUGCUCAACAUUUUCCAUCCCACGGAUCCGGUGGCGUACCGAUUAGAACCAUUAAUUCUGAAGCACUACAGUAACAUCUCCCCCGUCCAGAUCCACUGGUACAACACCACAAACCCUUUACCCUACGAGCACAUGAAGCCAAGCUUUCUCAACCCAGCGAAAGAACCUACCUCAGCCCCAGAAAGCGACAGUCUGUCGAGCAUCCCGAGCCCGGUGACUUCUCCGGUCAUGGCCCGACGACACUACGGGGAAUCCAUCACCAACAUAGGCAAAGCGAGCAUAUUGGGAGCCGCCAGCAUCGGGAAGGGGCUCGGAGGGAUGCUCUUCUCCAGGUUCGGACGGUCCAGUAGCUCCACCUCUUCGCAGUCGUCGGAGACGUCGUCGAAAGAAGGGAUGGAGAGCGGCGAAGACAAGAAGGCUGGCGGGGCCCAGCCCGUCCUCCCAGCCGGCGCACCCCAACCCUUCCCGCACAGCAGCUCUGGCUUCCUGGACUCCACAUAUUUCAGACUCCAAGAAUCGUUCCUUAACCUCCCACAACUUCUUUUCCCGGGAAAUGUAAUGGAGAAUAAAGGCGAUUUCAUCGUGGAACUGGAUCACAGGAUCGACUUUGAGCUCCGAGAAGGCCUGGUGGAGAGCCGGUACUGGUCAGCGGUGACGUCCCACACCGCGUACUGGUCUUCCUUGGACAUCGCCCUUUUUCUUUUAACCUUCAUGUACAAGCACGAGCAAGACGAGGACGAGAAGCGGAGCCUGGAGCCCAUCUGAACUCUUCGAGAGCGCUUCGGUGGCCCAAGACUUCACGUUCGAAAAGCCGCGGGUGGAAAGACCUGGAGGUUGCAGGUUUAACCCGGCUUGGAUUUGAUCUGGUUUCUAAAGAGCAAGCAAACUUGAAUUUAUUUCAGAGCACCGUAGUUGUAUUUGAAGCAUUUUCCGUGCUGAAGAAGUAAAUUCCGAGUUCUUUUUCUCUCCAACGUCAGUACCACAUGUAGCAUCGCACAAAGAACCGUGGGCGAGGAAGGAUUGGGAGACCUUGUAUGGUAGAAAAUCAUAACUACUCUUGGGUUUGUCUAGAGUAUGGAAAUGACCUAGUCGAUGACAUCUAACUUAUUAACAAAAUAUAUGUCGUUACAAACCUUAAACUGCCGCGGUCCUGUUUAUUUGAAUGUAUCAGUAAAUACCGAGGGGUGGUGUUCCUUUCCCUAAACCUUCGUUGAAAUUGUUUCUCCCAGUUCCAAGUGAGAGGCCAGUCUAGCUGCAGGCUUAAAGGGUGUAUUCACUUCAUCUUGUUCUAGAAAAUUAAUGCUUUAAAAGCAAGAAACAAAUGAACUACUGUAUUUAUAUAAUUUAUUACCUCUGACUAACUGUUCCGGUGUAUGAAACAUUACUUUUUUUACUGCUUUCUUUGGGCAUAAUUUAAGAACCACGUUUAUUUUCUACAGCAUUGAGAAACUUUUUCCUCAGAAAGACAUAUCUUUGUAUCCUUCAGAUGAAUAUUUGGACACGGUGGCACACUUUCAGUAUUUUUUUGCAUUAAAAAAGUUUGUGGUUUCACA
Messenger RNA from Tachyglossus aculeatus (Australian echidna), 5576 nucleotides. It is a transcript of the gene DDHD1, whose product is annotated as DDHD domain containing 1. Gene Ontology annotation, cellular component: cytoplasm. NCBI's taxonomy places the organism in Eukaryota, Metazoa, Chordata, Mammalia, Monotremata, Tachyglossidae. The record is from RefSeq and is a predicted model, not a curated record. The coding region runs from base 1 to 4788 and encodes 1595 amino acids. The transcript has 21 exons. Gene Ontology annotation, molecular function: glycerophospholipase activity; metal ion binding.